Messenger RNA from Chiloscyllium plagiosum (whitespotted bambooshark), 1068 nucleotides. The record is from RefSeq and is a predicted model, not a curated record. Lineage: Eukaryota; Metazoa; Chordata; Chondrichthyes; Orectolobiformes; Hemiscylliidae.
AUGAAGAAGCUCUCCAUCGUGGCAAAAUGCACACCGCAGUGUAUCAUCUUUCUGCGGACUUUAGGCAACAUACAGCAAGUGAAACAGAUUACACUGGAGGAAGCUCUACAGAGUGAUGAAAUAAAAGCUGCCAUCAUCAGUUUGGAGAAUCAGUUUCAUGAGGAUUACGUGAGAAUGUUUCUGGAGGCAGGAAAGCAUGUCUGUGUGGAAUAUCCGUUGGCACUCUCAGUGGCUGCAGCCCAAGAACUAUGGGAUCUUGCUGAUAUCAAAGGAAAAGUUCUACAUGUGGAGCACAUAGAAUUACUGACAGAAUCGUACAAGCAGUUGAAACAGCAAGUGAAUGGAAAAGAGCUGAUAGAGGGUUCCCUGCAUUUCACAGGUGGACCUCUAGAUAGACAACGCACCGGAUUCCCUGCUUUUAGUGGAAUAUCACGUCUUUCGUGGCUUGUGGAUCUCUUUGGGGAGCUCACGUUUAAAUCUGCUACAUUGGAAGAACAACAAAAGCAGCAUUACUGGAAGAUGACGGUACAUUUCCUUACUAAAAGUAGCAGACCCCUAGUGUGGACUGAGGAAAGAGGAUCAGAGUUGAAACGCAAAAAAGAAAUACAUUUCCGGUUCAAAUCAGAUACCUUGGAUCAUUUUCCAGAAGCACCUAAUAGCCAUGUUGGACUAUUCAUGCAAGACCUCAAUUUGUUUGCCCAGAAACUAGCAGGCCAAACACGCACUGAACUCUCUGAAAAGAAUCGCAUCCUGCACUGUCUGGACCUGGCAGAUAAGAUAAGAAUUUUCUAUCUCUGGAAUGGGACUUCAAUCUGAAAUCUUCUGACUUAGAAGUGAGACUGCUAGCCACUAACUUCCAGGUAGGUUUUAAAGGCAAGAAAUAAAUUACAACUAAGGAUUCCAUAGGAUAUAUAAGACAAAGAAGCAGUGCAUUUGCCUGAACCAGUCUGUACCAUUAUUAAUGCUUCACUUAAGCCAACUCUUAUUUUCCUAAUCCAAAUCAAUAUUUGUAACUGUCUAUUCACUUUCUCUUCACAUGUCUGUCCAGUUUCUCCCCACUAUACUAUU